Phragmites australis (common reed) is the source of this 2527-nucleotide messenger RNA. RefSeq names its product S-type anion channel SLAH3-like. Gene Ontology annotation, molecular function: voltage-gated monoatomic anion channel activity. Bases 94 to 2091 code for a protein of 665 amino acids. The record is from RefSeq and is a predicted model, not a curated record. Gene Ontology annotation, cellular component: membrane. Lineage: Eukaryota; Viridiplantae; Streptophyta; Magnoliopsida; Poales; Poaceae. The transcript has 4 exons. Gene Ontology annotation, biological process: intracellular monoatomic ion homeostasis; transmembrane transport.
GCGUUGUUAUUCUACGAGGCUAGCUGAUAGUUCACCUUGGCUUGAUCAUUCUCCUGUACUUUUAUAGUCCCUGCUCACGCUGUCCUUUGCUGGAUGUCAGUGACAAUGGCACGUUGCUCAGUGUGCUCUCGUUUCGCGAGGUUCAUGGAGACGGACGAACCCGUGGUGCCGCAACGUCCGGCGCGUGUGCAACCAGAAGCAGUCGGUAAUGACGUCCAGUCGUGCCGCUACGCCGAGGAGCCGGCCUUCAGAGAGCGGCACGGUGACGUGGUCGACAUGGCGGUGAACUCGCCGUUCCAAGCGCCUGUGCUCCCGACGGCGCGUCCGGUGUCAAUAAGCAUGCCGGCGUCGCCGAGAAGGACGGAGGUGGAGCUGCAGCGGCACGCCAUCACGGACGCGCCGCUGAUGUGUCCGCUCCCGUCGCGCGGCCCCGCGGCCAUGGCACUCGCGCAGCCUGACAAGAUGGUGUUCCGAUCCCAGCCGAUCCCCGCGGCGCCGCCUCAGGCCAAGAACUCCCAGGUGAACCACGACUCGAGCCGGAGCGCGCAACCACCGCGCGUGGAGAGUACCAGCAGGUCCCGCAGGGACACGAGCUACGACUCGUUCAAGACGUGGUCCGGGAAGCUGGAGAAGCAGAUCACGACGCACCUGCUAGGCGCCAGGCCGCAGCAGCAGGAGCAGGAACAAGGGGUGCCCGAGGAAGAGGAGGGCGCGGCGAGCAACCGCCGCAGGUCCUCCCUGCCCAGAGUGCAGCGCUUCUUCGCUGCGCUGGAAGGCCCUGAACUCGACAAGCUGAGGGUACUGACAUCAGUAGCUAACAACUCGCGCGCUGUUCAUGUGAACGUUACACGACAUGUCUCGAGCUUGAUCAUGCUCUGGUUGCACGCUUGCACGUACGUAGCUGACCGACGUAUUGUUGUUGCCGUUGUGUCGUGGCAGUCCUCGGAGGAACUGAUCCUGCCGUCCGACAAGACGUGGCCGUUCCUGCUCCGAUUCCCGGUGUCGGCGUUCGGCAUGGGCAUGGGCAUGAGCAGCAUGGCGAUCCUGUGGAAGAGGAUCGCGAUCUCGGCGUCGACGCGGUUCCUGCACAUCACGCUCAAGAUCAACCUGGUGCUCUGGUGCAUCUCGGUGGCACUCAUGUUCAUCCUCUCGACGCUGUACGCCUGCAAGAUCGUCUUCUACUUCGAGGCGGUGCGGCGCGAGUACUACCACCCGAUCCGCGUCAACUUCUUCUUCGCGCCGUGGAUCGCCUGCCUGUUCCUGGCCAUCGGCGUGCCGGAGCUGGUCGCGACCAGCCUCCCGCACUGGCUCUGGUACGUGCUCAUGGCGCCCAUCGUGUGCUUGGAGCUCAAGAUCUACGGGCAGUGGAUCUCCGGUGGGCAGAGGCGGUUGUCACGGGUGGCGAACCCGUCGAACCACCUGUCGAUCGUCGGCAACUUCGUCGGCGCACUGCUCGGCGGCAUCAUGGGCCUGAAGGAGGGCCCCCUCUUCUUCUUCGCCGUCGGGCUGGCGCACUAUAUCGUACUGUUCGUGACGCUGUACCAGAGGCUGCCGACGAGCGAGACGCUGCCCAGGGACCUCCACCCGGUGUUCUUCCUGUUCGUGGCCACGCCCAGCGUUGCCUGCCUGGCGUGGGCGAGGAUCACCGGCGAGUUCGAUUACGGGUCCCGGAUCGCCUACUUCAUCGCCAUGUUCCUCUACGCGUCACUCACUGUGCGGAUCAACCUGUUCCGGGGGUUCCGGUUCUCGCUGGCGUGGUGGGCGUACACGUUCCCGAUGACGAGCGCGGCGAUCGCGUCGAUCCGGUACUCGUCGGAGGUGAAGAACGCGUUCACGCAGUCGAUGUGCAUCGGGCUCUCGGUGGCCGCAACGCUGACGGUGAUGGCGCUCUUCUUCACCACGCUACUGCACGCGAUAGUUCAGCGCGACCUCUUCCCCAACGACAUCGCCAUCGCCAUCACGGAGCGCAGGCUCAAGCCCAGCUUCACGACGGGGAUGACGCAGGAGCGCGGCAGCAAGGCGGCGCUCGCCCCAGCCCCCUCCGACGCUUGCAGGGACCUGGAAGCCGCCGUUGCGACGUCGUAUACGUAAACCGAUCGGCUGGGCAACUGUGACGGACAUGACUGAUGCGUUGAUGGAUCUCUAGCUUGGACGUGAGAAUUCGAGCGUUUGCUAUCGUCUGUGGAGUUGGCUACCGUGCGCGGCAUGCAGUUAGCUUAGCUGUGGGGAACCAACACGUCGUGUGAGACUCGAUUCGAGUGUGACCGGUCGACGGGAGUUGAUCGCGCGUGCUCUGGUGGAUGAUGCGUGGACACGAGAUGGAAGACAGUGGAUCGAUCAGGGCAUGAAUGAUCCGAUCGAUCUGCGUGGUGAUGUAGAUAGGAGAGUUGUGUUGCAUAUUGUUAUUUGCUACUUCAUGCGUAAGAUAUGGUACGCGUAGCUCAAUAUGUCGGUCUCUGCAUGUACAUUACGGAUCACCGAGGAAAAUCAUGCGUGAAUACUUUUCUUGUAGAAUGUACCGGAGAUG